AUGAUGGGCCAGCUGACCGCUUCAAAGGCCGGGAAGAUGGUAGACGAGAUACUGCAGAGCUACGGGAUUAUGAUCGGGAUCGUUCGAGAAGACGAAGUCGAAGCCCGGAACCCAGACAUAGAACUCGAUCUCGGGAAAGCAAUUCCUACUAUGAUCUUCACCGGCGGUGAUCACUUUAGUCGCCGCUUACUGAAACCCCCAGUAUUUCAUAUGGGAGAAGUCUCAAAUAUCAAUACUGUUUGA
Molecule: messenger RNA, 243 nt
Organism: Histoplasma mississippiense
Lineage: Eukaryota; Fungi; Ascomycota; Eurotiomycetes; Onygenales; Ajellomycetaceae
Exons: 1
Coding region: 1-243 (80 amino acids)
Source: RefSeq, a predicted model, not a curated record